AUGGCAUACUCAAUCCCACCCCUCGACUUCUCGCGAUCGCCAAAUUCAUUCUACACUGUCAGCGAGGUGGUGCCGCCACCACAUGAUGAUUCGACCAUGUAUACUGGCUCCAGUGAGCCGGAAUCUCUGUCGCGUUCUACCACGGCUACGAGUAUGAUGACUGAGGACCAUGAGAAUGAGGGCGAGGAGCCACGGCUGGAGCACAGGAUCGUGGAUCUACGGCGCAUAGAUUCCGCGAGCUCAAUCAGUAGUCCUCGUGGGAAGCUUGUAAACCGGCAGGUCUCGAUGUAUGGCCGUGCGUGGAGUACGAAGGAUGACAAGAAAGGGUGGCAGAGCUUUCGGUGCGAUAUCCAUCCAGCAGCAAACUCUUCCUACUCCAAGGCUGAAACCGAGUGCAAGCAAGCCAUCAUCACAGCGGGCGGAGAGAUCGAUGCUAGCUUUGUUUACCUUGGAGGCUUCUUCUAUCGACUUCCUGGCUGGGUCGACAAUCCUCUGAAGCCCGGUCAUACUCUUAUCGAAAGCAGCCGUGCCAAAGUCGAUAGGUGGACGCCUUUCCCGAGACCUGUGUUCGACCGCUUCAAGCUCAAGCCAUAUCAUGCUACUAACCGGGUUGUGACGGCGGAAAGGCGUAGGACUAUCGCUGGGCCAGAGCAUCUGUUGCAGGAUGUGCUAUUACUGCCGAAAACUCGUCAGAAGGCUGGUAGGAGAGUGGUGAGUAGCUGGUUGGGUAUGCUGGCAAAGGACUAUGGCAAGGGUGUAAGCUACUUGGCGUGA
This is a messenger RNA of Recurvomyces mirabilis, 774 nucleotides long. RefSeq lists its product as uncharacterized. The record is from RefSeq and is a predicted model, not a curated record. The coding region runs from base 1 to 774 and encodes 257 amino acids. The transcript is spliced from 2 exons. NCBI's taxonomy places the organism in Eukaryota, Fungi, Ascomycota, Dothideomycetes, Mycosphaerellales, Teratosphaeriaceae.